Molecule: messenger RNA, 1728 nt
Organism: Puma concolor (puma)
Lineage: Eukaryota; Metazoa; Chordata; Mammalia; Carnivora; Felidae
Source: RefSeq, a predicted model, not a curated record
GCCCCACGUGGCGCGCCUCUGCCUGAUCAGCACGUUCCUGGAGGACGGCGUCCGCAUGUGGUUCCAGUGGGGCGAGCAGCGUGACUACAUCGACACGACGUGGGGCUGCGGCUACGCGCUGGCCUCCGCCUUUGUGCUCCUCAACCUGCUGGGACAGCUGACCGGCUGCAUCCUGGUGUUGAGCAGGAACUUCGUGCAGUACGCCUGCUUUGGGCUCUUUGGAAUCAUAGCGCUGCAGACGAUCGCCUACAGCAUCCUGUGGGACUUGAAGUUUUUGAUGAGGAAUCUGGCCCUGGGAGGAGGCCUGUUGCUGCUCCUGGCGGAAUCCCGUUCCGAAGGGAAGAGCAUGUUCGCAGGCGUCCCCACCAUGCGCGAGAGCUCUCCCAAACAGUACAUGCAGCUUGGAGGCAGGGUUCUGCUGGUCUUGAUGUUCAUGACCCUCCUUCACUUUGAUGCCAGCUUCUUCUCGAUUCUCCAGAACAUUGUGGGCACAGCUCUGAUGAUUUUAGUGGCCAUUGGUUUUAAAACCAAGCUGGCUGCUUUGACUCUUGUCGUCUGGCUGUUUGCCAUCAACGUGUAUUUCAACGCCUUCUGGACCAUUCCUGUCUAUAAGCCCAUGCAUGACUUCCUGAAGUACGAUUUCUUCCAGACCAUGUCGGUGAUCGGAGGCCUGCUCCUUGUGGUGGCCCUGGGCCCCGGGGGCGUCUCCAUGGACGAGAAGAAGAAAGAGUGGUAACAGACCCCUUCCCUGCCUGGCUAGGACCCGCGGCCAUCGAGGACUGGUUCGGGGUGGAUUCGACCAAAUGCCAGCAUUUAUGUGUCCUCUUUCCUUCCCUCCCUUGGUAAAGGCACAGAUGUUUUGAGAAUUUAUUUGCAGACACCUGAAAUUUGGCGGCUAAAUCUGCUCUGGACCCACAGCCUAGUACCCGACCACUGGGGCGGGCUGGCUGGGCACAGCGCCUCCCUCCCCCAGGCACGGCCUCGGCUUCCCACGAGCAGCUUGCUGGGCUGUGGCCGCAGUUCCCGUUUUUGUUUCUGUUUUGUGGGUGGGGGGCCUUCAAGCUGUACUGUGAGCAGAUACAUUUGUGUAUCCUUCAAAGCGGUCUCCCUCUUACUGUUUUUUAAGUUUACGUUUUUAGCUAAAACUAAAUGAUUUGGGAUGGCCCUGCCCAACAUCACACAGUCAACGUCCUGGGCGUAAGCCUCGCCCACGGCUCCGAGUUGUCCCCGUGCCGCAUUGUAACGCUCGCAGGGACAACAACGGCAUUUGGACCCAAACCCAAAGAACGAAGUGGUGCCAGAGGGGCCACCGAGGCUGCCGUUCACUCGGCACAAAACCGGCUCCGAUUGGUGCAGCUCGUUGGGUAGGGGAACCCCCCAGGAGCCUCAGUGGCUCAGGGCAGGAACCGGCGGGAUUAGAAGUCCCCAGGUGCACCUGGAGCCUAUGGGGACCCCCGCCCCGACCCUGGCCUGGCCAUAUGCCUGCGCGCUGACUCCCGUGAGGGUCGUGGGAGGAGCAGCAGCCUCGUGGGGCAGGGCAGCGAUGAAGCGGGCUCUCAGACCAGUUACCUCACCCCCGGUCUUCACACCGAGUCUGGGCUGCCGCCGUGGGCUCCUAUGGGCUCGUGUGGGCUCCCGUGGGCUCCGACCUGGCCAAGCGCCCCGCCCGCCUCUCCUUCGGCUGGAGGGACUUUUCCCAAGCUGCGCAGCCGUGACUUACCACUUUCU